Messenger RNA from Nilaparvata lugens (brown planthopper), 1104 nucleotides. RefSeq names its product proteasome subunit alpha type-5 (gene Prosalpha5). Gene Ontology annotation, biological process: proteasome-mediated ubiquitin-dependent protein catabolic process. Gene Ontology annotation, cellular component: proteasome core complex, alpha-subunit complex; proteasome core complex; nucleus. The coding region runs from base 242 to 1027 and encodes 261 amino acids. The record is from RefSeq and is a predicted model, not a curated record. NCBI's taxonomy places the organism in Eukaryota, Metazoa, Arthropoda, Insecta, Hemiptera, Delphacidae. The transcript has 7 exons.
GUAUGGCCAAACAGAUUGCGCUCAAAAGAGUCCUGUGAUAAUAUCAAUACUUGAACAUCGACUAAUGGAGUAUCGAUUACUUGGGAUCAGAAUCGACGUUUGACGACUUCGAUUUUCCAAAGUUUUUGUUGAAAUCAAAAUUAGUAAUUUUUUGCUUUUUCACGUUUCAUUCCUUCAGCAAAAUUUUCAAUCAAUUUGUGUAGAUUGUGUAUGAGCAUUAGCUAAUACAGUAUUAUACAAGAUGUUUCUUACUCGCUCAGAAUACGAUCGAGGAGUCAACACAUUCUCUCCUGAAGGUCGUCUAUUUCAGGUUGAGUAUGCGAUCGAGGCUAUCAAGCUGGGCUCAACAGCUAUUGGCAUCUGCACUGCUGAAGGCGUCGUUUUGGCCGUAGAGAAGAGGAUCACAUCUCCACUCAUGGAGCCCACAACUAUUGAAAAGAUUGUCGAAGUCGACAAGCAUAUUGCAUGUGCUGUAAGUGGUUUGAUGGCUGACUCCCGAACAAUGGUUGACAGAGCCAGAUUAGAAUGCCAAAACCAUUGGUUUGUUUACGAUGAAAAGAUGAGCGUUGAGUCCGUGGCGCAGUCUGUUUCCAAUCUAGCUAUUCGCUUCGGAGACUCAGAUGAGGAUGGUAGUGCUAUGAGCCGACCGUUUGGCGUGGCCAUCCUGUUCGCUGGUAUCGACGAGAAAGGUCCUCAGCUGUUCCACAUGGACCCAUCCGGCACUUUUGUGCAGUUUGACGCGAAAGCCAUCGGCUCCGGCAGCGAAGGAGCUCAACAGAGUCUCCAGGAAGUCUAUCACAAGUCGAUGACAUUGAAAGAGGCUAUCAAUCAAGUAUUAACCAUUUUGAAGCAAGUGAUGGAAGAAAAGUUGAAUUCGUUCAACGUAGAAGUUGUCACCGUUACUCCCGAAAAGAAAUUCCACAUGUUCACUAAGGAAGAAGUGGAAGAGGCGUUGGCCCAAGUUGUUCCACUUGUGAAGGAUGAUCCAUUGCCAAGCUCCAGUGGAAGUGCCACAAAAGUGAAAUAAGCUACAGAACAUUUAAUUUAUGUAUUCAUUUCAUUAACUCAAUAUUCUUCGUUUUGCAAAUUAAACUUUUAAAAUGA